Mucor mucedo is the source of this 414-nucleotide messenger RNA. RefSeq lists its product as uncharacterized. Lineage: Eukaryota; Fungi; Mucoromycota; Mucoromycetes; Mucorales; Mucoraceae. The coding region runs from base 1 to 414 and encodes 137 amino acids. The transcript has 5 exons. The record is from RefSeq and is a predicted model, not a curated record.
AUGUCAGAUUUAGCCACGUAUAAGCAACUUUCAAAACAAAUAACAAAUGCUGAAAAAAUCAAAAGACUUUAUAAGAAUUUACAAACUGUUAAAGAAGACUCUAAAAACGUUUCUACAAUCGUCCAUCGGCACAUUGAUAAAUUAUUGGAGCCUUUUAAUUCUUCUUCGAGUACACCCAGCUCGUCGGUUGUUAACAAUAUCACAGUGAAAGGAAAUUAUUACAACAUUGACCAUGAAGAUAUGAAGGAGACCGAAGAGGUCGAGUUUAAGCAGAAAUGGGUUGAGUUCUUGGCUGAUGCUGAACAAAGUAAAACUUUUCACAACCCUGAGAAGAACGGUGUAACCCGUUUGGGUGCAAAGCUAUCACCCUAUCCAAACGCAGAUAAAGAUACAUACCGAUAUUUAAAGAAGUAG